Messenger RNA from Oryzias latipes (Japanese medaka), 5088 nucleotides. RefSeq names its product adducin 3 (gamma) a (gene add3a). NCBI's taxonomy places the organism in Eukaryota, Metazoa, Chordata, Actinopteri, Beloniformes, Adrianichthyidae. Gene Ontology annotation, molecular function: actin filament binding. Gene Ontology annotation, cellular component: plasma membrane; cytoskeleton; postsynaptic density. The record is from RefSeq and is a predicted model, not a curated record. Gene Ontology annotation, biological process: barbed-end actin filament capping.
GUUGGAGCACGCACACUCACUCACACACACUGCUGAUACUCCCCCCCGGAUGAAGACCGGAGCCGCCGGGAUCUGUGAGAAACCGAUGCCUGGUGGCAGUUUGGCCCCGCAGCAUCUAGGAUAGGUGGAAGGACCUGUUUGCUGCCCGGCUCUCCGUCAGCCCCGGGGAUCCCGCGCUUCUUCGUGUCCUCCUCUGAUCCGUUGGAAUUUGAGCGCAGGCGGUGACCUGCAGCGGGGAAACGGAGACAUGACCUCAGCCUCUGACAGCGGCUGCCGGUCGUCUGCCACUCAUUGAGCACAGAGGGAAGAAGAGGUGGGUCCGGCCGGAGUUUCAGGUGAGAGCCGGAGGGGCAGCCCCAGAGCAAGCCGGUGACGUGAAACAGGCAUGAGCGCAGACCCCCAUCAGGGGGUGGUGACCACCCCGCCCCCGCCCGGCGGAGGGACCAAGGUGGGCUACUUCGACCGGGUUGACGUCACCGAUCCGGACUACAUCCGAUCCAGAAACAUGUCUCCAGAUCUGCGGCAGGAUUUUAAUGUUCUGGAGCAGAAGAAACGCGUCACGCAGAUCCUCCAGAGCCCCGCCUUCAAGGAGGAGUUGGAGAGUCUGAUCCAGGAGCAGCAGUGCAAAGGCAACAACCCCACCGGACUGCUGGCCCUCAGACAGAUCGCAGACUUCUUCAUGGCCAGCACCGUGGCUGGCUUCAACACUUCCCCUCUCAGUCUGGGCUCGGUCUCUCCCAUCAAUGACCUGUACGGCGUGGAAUCCUCCUCCCUGGUGAAAGGCGAGAAGCUGACGCGCUGUAAACUGGCCAGCCUCUACAGGCUGGUGGAUCUGUUCGGCUGGGCGCACUUCGCCAACUCCUACAUCACAGGCCGUGUGAGUAAAGAGCAGGACCACAUCCUCAUCAUCCCCAGAGGUCUGUCGUUCGCUGAGGCGUCGGCGUCAAACCUGGUCAAGGUGAACAUCAUCGGUGAUGUGAUUGAUCAGGGGUCCACCAGCCUGAGCAUCAACUCCUCAGGUUUCAGCCCCCAUGCUGCCAUCUACUCCAUGCGUCCGGACAUCCGCUGCAUCAUCCACGUGCACACUCCUGCAGCGGCGGCGGUGUCAUCCAUGAAGUGUGGCAUCCUGCCCAUCUCCCAGGAGGCAUUGAUCUUGGGUGACAUCGCCUAUUACACCUACCACGGCAGCCUGGACGACCAGGAGGAGCGCCGGGAGCUGCAGAAGGCCCUGGGGCCCACAGCAAAGGUUCUGGUGUUGAGGAACCACGGCGUGGUCGCUCUGGGGGAGACCAUGGAGGAGGCCUUUCAUUACAUCUACAACGCCCAGUACGCCUGUGAGAUCCAGGUGAAUGCCAUCUCGUGUGCUGGAGGGGUGGAGAACCUCAUAGUGCUGGACCAGGAGAAGUACAGAUCGCGGGUGUUCGCCGUGGCCUCGGCGGCGGCGAUCAACAUGGCCGGUCAGUACAGAUGGAAGAUCGGCGAGCUGGAGUUCGAGUCCCUGAUGAGAAUGUUGGAUAAUCUGGGGUACCGGACCGGCUACACCUACAGACACCCCAUCGUACGGGACAAGCCGCGGCACAAGAGCGAAGUGGAGAUCCCCGCCACCGUCACGGCGUUCACAUUCGAAGAGGACGACGACGCCUCUCGACUGCCCUUCAAGUUCCUGCAGCAGCGGCAGCAGAGAGAGAAGACGCGCUGGCUCAACUCGCCCAACAGCUACGCCAAGGUCAGCGUGGAGGGCGGAGACGAGCGCCACCACAGCCGAACCACCACGUGGAUGAAGGUGGAUGAAAGCGGAACUCCAAUCCGGAUUGAAGACCCCAACCAGUUUGUGCCGCUCAACACAAACCCUAAUGAGGUUCUGGAGAAGAGGAACAAAAUCCGGGAGCAGAACCGGUUUGAUGUCAUGACGUCUGGGCCGCGCUCCCAGCACCUGGCGGGCAUCCCUGUUGAUGAACCGCGGCGGGAAGACGGGCUUGUAGAAGUUCUGCCAUACGUGCCCACAGAGGAGGAGCAGAUGGCUCCUCUGCCCCCCAACCCCUUCAGCGAGCUGUCGGAGAGGGAGCUGGAGGACUACCGCAAGAACGUGGAGCGAAGGACGCUGGGCCUCCCCGAUGGCGAGCACGAGCUAACCUCUGACGACGGCUCCACGCUUUCUCGGUCUCUGUCUGUCAGCCAGUCUCCACAGAGCACGCCAGCUAAAGAAGAGAUCCACCCGGGCCUGACGAACGGCAAAGACAACCACGAGGAGGAGGAGCUGUCCAAGCGCGUCAGCGCGCUGACCACCAGCGUGGAGAGCGUGGAGAUCACGGUGCGCGCCGGCGAGAAGAUCGAGGAGGCGCUGUCCCCGGAGAGCUCCCCCUCCAAGUCCCCCAACACCAAGAAGAAGAAGAAGUUCCGCACCCCCUCCUUCCUGAAGAAAAACAAAAAGAAGGAGAAGACGGAGGCCUAAAGCAGAGGAUCAGCAUGGGGGGGUGCACGGGAAAAGGAGAGCCCCCCCCUCUCUGUCUUUGAUGUUUGUCCUUUGAAGAUGUCUUUUUAUGUUCAUAAUUUUAUUUGAUUUUUUAACCAGAUGUUUUAUGUGCAGCAGAUGCCGUUAGUUUGGAGUUAGAAACUGGAAAAGUCUCAGAGUGACGGUUGGGAUAUGAUGGGGGGGCGUCGGCUCAGGACAAACGGCGAGGAUGAUGUCACGGCGCCCGGGGGGGCCACAGGGAUCCAGAAAAACGUCUUUCUGCUCCUCUCAGUUUUCUGGAAUGGUUGGAUUGCAGCAUGUGGAGUUUUCUAUUGUAAUCUUGCUGCCUGGAAGCCAGCCGACAUUUUUCACUGGAAGCUGGUGGCUGAAGGUUUGUGUCCACCUCCAGCCUCCUGACGGGGGCUUCAGAGACGCCUGUUGGUUCCAAUGGGGGGGGGGGGCAGCAAAACCCAUAUUUAUGUAGCAAUCUCACACCUUCUACUCGUCAUCAGGGUGUGUUUUUGCCGAAUGUGGGGUUCAUUUUAGUCCAGCAUUGCUGUUUGUCUCUUGUUUGUCAUGAAAUGAAAUCUGAAUCUUUCUAUUGCAAACAGGUUUGGUUUUAGUCUGCAUUAUUUUGUACCACUUUGGGAGCUUUUCCAGAGAAUUCAGAUGUUACAUCUUUGUUUGUUUUUUAGUAGAAAAAAGUUCUAUUUAGUUGACUUUUUCUGUAGGAAUCAACUUCUCAAGUAACAUCCUGGUCCUCAGAGCACAAAGUCAUCACUCAACACGUUUGAAACUGGAAAUGUGGGCUAGAAUGCAUUGGUUCAAUGCAGCACCUCCUGUACGGCUGCAGGGCGUGGUGACUGCAGGGCGUGGUGACUGCAGGGCGUGGCGGUUGCAGGGCGUGGCGGCUGCAAGGCGUGGCGGCUGCAGGGAAUGGCGGCUGCAGGGCAUGGCGGCUGCAGGGCGUGGCGGCUGCAGGGCGUGGCGGCUGCAAGGCGUGGCGGCUGCAGGGCGUGGCGGCUGCAAGGCGUGGCACCUGCAGGGCGUGGCGAUUGCAGGGCGUGGCGAUUGCAGGGCGUGGCGACUGCAGGGCGUGGCGAUUGCAGGGCGUGGCGAUUGCAGGGCGUGGCGGUUGCAGGGCGUGGCGGCUGCAGGGCAUGGCGGCUGCAGGGCGUGGCGGCUGCAAGGCGUGGCGGCUGCAGGGCGUGGCGGCUGCAGGGCGUGGCGAUUGCAGGGCGUGGCGGUUGCAGGGCGUGGCGGUUGCAGGGCGUGGCGGCUGCAGGGAGUGGCGAUUGCAGGGCGUGGCGGCUGCAAGGCGUGGCGGCUGCAGGGAAUGGCGGCUGCAGGGCAUGGCGGCUGCAGGGCGUGGCGGCUGCAGGGCGUGGCGAUUGCAGGGCGUGGCGGUUGCAGGGCGUGGCGGUUGCAGGGCGUGGCGGCUGCAGGGAGUGGCGAUUGCAGGGCGUGGCGGUUGCAGGGCGUGGCGGCUGCAAGGCGUGGCGGCUGCAGGGCAUGGCGGCUGCAGGGCAUGGCGGCUGCAGGGCGUGGCGGCUGCAGGGCGUGGCGGCUGCAAGGCGUGGCGGCUGCAGGGCGUGGCGGCUGCAAGGCGUGGCGGCUGCAGGGCGUGGCGGCUGCAAGGCGUGGCGGCUGCAGGGCGUGGCACCAGUGAAGGACAGAGUGAGGCUUUUGGCAGAAGUAGUGUAAGUGGAGAAAGCAAAGAGAUGAUGUCUGAGAGCCGUCAGGACCAAGAAAGUGCAGCGGAUGGAGAGACCAACUCUCUGGUGUCACAUUUGACCCGUCAAGCGCCAGCCGCCAGCGACAUGUGGGUCGUGGCGUGGAGGCGUGUUGUGUGUAACCAGGUCCUGGUUCUGCCCUCACAGGCGCUGUGGAGCGGUGCAGCUGCUGCGUGGACUCCCGUCUAGAGCAGCUAUGUCUCCUUUUCCGUUUGUCAGAACUGGAACUUUCACACAUUGAGACUUUGAUUUCAAACCUGUUGGCUGUUUCUAAAGCCUCCACUGUUGCAACACAGCUGCUCCGGCGGCGUGUGAUGCGGCCCGAACUGGACGCACCGUUAUCCCAGCUAGCAAUGUGAAGUCUUGGAUUUGCAGGGAGGGGGACCUUAAGGUGCAGCUUCCGGUGGGUUGGGCUCGGGGCGAGAGCGGCCAUCGCUCAACUCAAAGGUGGAGAAGCUUGUAACUGAAGAGGGGGGGGCGGCGUGGACGGCGUGAAGCUACCGCCGCAGUUUGAUCUCUCAGUUUUCCGUUUCUCCGCUGCCUUUAGAUUCAUCUCUUCCAUUCUUCACCGUUUCUUUCCGUUUGCAGAGAUCCUAGGCUUCUUUCUUUAAUUCAAAUUAACCCUUUGAGGGCAGAAAGUGCUCAGAAAUGAGCAUGGCAGGCUUUAUUGCCCCAUCCUGUUCUGUUUUCUGACCUUUUGCACCUUUCCCGACUAAUGCCUCUCCUCCCUCCAAAAAAAUGAAAUAAAGAGGAUAAAAAGAAGCUGUUUUGCUUUGGCGUCGCCGCGUGAGCCGAGCUGCUUUCUGACCUGUGAACAUCAGACAUGAAUGCUUAUCUAAUGGAGUUGCUUUAAAUGUAUUGCUAAUCCAUGUAAAUUGACAAAUAAAACAGUAUUUUAAGGAA